GGUCUGGUCCGGUUGCGCGUGUCCAGUGCCAGUGGUGAUCACGCCCUGUCAUCCGCUUGUCCCGCUGCCCUAGGGAAGAGUAGACACGCUCGCCGUACGGUAUUCUACAACUCAACCCCCAUCCUGUUCCCUGUUGCAACUUCCGCGUAUCUGCACUUGCACUAUUUGCAGAGACUGGGCUUCUGGGAUGUGCUUUACCUGCGGCCCUCCGACAAGGCCUCGUUCGACCUGGUGAAGAAGCUGUUUUUUGUAGGUUCACCAGGGAGGCGUACUGGCCUAUUGGGCGGCUCGCCACAGUUCGCCGUGAACAGAGGCAUGACCACUACCGAGGAGCUGUGGUGCGGAGCGCCACCGCCGUUUACGGACGCCGUCAUUGCGCCACCGCCUGGACACGAGGACCAGCAGCAAUCCUUGCACUCACCCUCGCUACCUGCGACACGGCCGCCGCCGGAGAUGCUGGCGCUACCCACCAGUCCGGCGCUGGUUACCGGUGCGGCGCCGGCCGUGCAGGUGGCGCUCGCCGGCGGCAACCUGCGGGAGGGCCAGCUCCGCUUCCUGUGGCCUGCGUCCGCGGCCCAGCUGCCAUGGACCGCCGCGUCUCCCGGCACACCUGCCUCGGCGGGCGGCACGGACUGGGUGUGGGCGGUGGCGUGUGAGAUAGAUGAUGCAGUGGCGCGCGUGGCGUGCCGGCAACUGGGGCUGAACCACACCGGCGCCAGCGCGGACGGCUUCCCCAUUACAUGGAACUCUGUGAAGGUGUGGCCUGCCAUGCGAGUCACGGGCCCAGACAGCCUCGUCAGCAACCGGCCCUUGUUCCUGGGCACCUCGGGCAUGGAGGCGAACAGCCCGGUGUACGGCAUGUGGCGCAUCACCUGCUCGGGGGAGGAGGCGGCACUGCAGGAGUGCACGUUCGAGCGCUUCCUCGGCACCCGCUACGACUACAAGUGCGAGGAGCGUUUUUACUGGGACCUGCUUAAGGACUACCGCGCAGGAGUGGAUCCAUACGACGACGACGACGACACCCGGAGCGGUGACGUCGCAACCGAGGCCGUGGCGGGCGGCGUGUACUGUGGCGCCGCAUGAAUGAAUGGCGAUGCCCAUGAAGCGAUUGCGCCAUCCUACUUGGCGCAAACAGCAAGGAUUGAUGAGGCACACACCUACCUGUAUUCACUGCGGGGCAGUACAUCCAUGCGUGGCUCCUGCUCUUUCAACGGCAUCCUGCGCGCCCUUCCCGAACACCCUGAACAGCAUUUGCCAGGCCAGAUCAGCUCUCAUAUCCACGUGACGUUCAUGAUGCGACCCACGUAGGGGCGGUGCGGGGAGGGCGUGCACAGAUUGAGUACCAUGUGCACCAGUAUGUGCCUUGCGACGGGACAGCCAGGGACAGCGCAGCAAUGCCCCGCGGGGCUGCCGCCGCAACCCACUGGCCGCUACCGGGGCAGGCUGUUAGCGGAGGGGAUGGCGGCAGCUGCACAGCACCGCUCCUGCACUUGAUCCGUGAAGGUGCCGAAUGCUCUAGGUAUUCCAGGGUGCGGGGGCGUGUACGAAUGCGAGUACGUCACAAAACACAAUAUGAUCCACGCACAAGGGCUUGAGCCUUAAGGCGAGCCCAUGCCACUCGCUUGGGCAGCUCAAAUUGGUGUACGCGCCCGGGACUCUGUUAUUGACGAGUGUUGCGGAACUAAUGCGUACGUAGACCAGAGCGGAAGGCGGAGUGGGCUUGCAGGCGGCACGAGAGUAGGCAGUCAGUAGCGCAAGUUGCGAAUUCACAUGUUACCUCGUAACCGACGGUAAACGCUGUGGACGGUCGCGCCCAUGGCUGGCUGACGGAAGGUGGCUGCUGUAUUGGGAUGGCUGGGCUGGACGACGCCGGCCGGGCUGGUGUUGGGACUACCAGAAAGGAUGCGCCCGAAACCAACCUGGAGAACACCAGCGCCACCGGUGCCCAGCACGACAUGUAAGGGAGGGAGGGAGGGACAGGAGGCGUGAUGCACUGCAGCGUAGAAGCUAUGGCGCUAGGCGCGAGGCAAGCAACGUCAACCCCACAGCAACCGCGAGGACAUGGUGCGCAAGCCGGGCUGCGGGCUGUGGCUGUGCGCUGCGCGGGGUGACUAAAACGAAGAACAAGCUAAGUACGGGGAAGUGAUGGAUGCGGUUAAUUGAGCAAAGGGCGCCGGGCGGCCGAGGAAGUAACGACAGCGCGACGCUGCAUGGCUCAUCCCGGUC
This is a messenger RNA of Chlamydomonas reinhardtii, 2226 nucleotides long. RefSeq lists its product as uncharacterized. The coding region runs from base 316 to 1083 and encodes 255 amino acids. The record is from RefSeq and is a predicted model, not a curated record. Gene Ontology annotation, cellular component: membrane. NCBI's taxonomy places the organism in Eukaryota, Viridiplantae, Chlorophyta, Chlorophyceae, Chlamydomonadales, Chlamydomonadaceae. The transcript is spliced from 5 exons.